Molecule: messenger RNA, 1311 nt
Organism: Helobdella robusta
Lineage: Eukaryota; Metazoa; Annelida; Clitellata; Rhynchobdellida; Glossiphoniidae
Exons: 12
Coding region: 1-1311 (436 amino acids)
Biological process (GO): proteasome-mediated ubiquitin-dependent protein catabolic process
Cellular component (GO): proteasome regulatory particle, base subcomplex
Molecular function (GO): proteasome-activating activity; ATP binding; ATP hydrolysis activity
Source: RefSeq, a predicted model, not a curated record
AUGAAAGACUAUCUAGGCAAAGAUCAGAGGAAAACUGUUGAUGAUAACAAUGAAGAUGAUAAACCAAUUCAAGUGCUUGAUGAAGGUGAUAUUGCUUUGUUGAAGACAUAUGGGGUUGGCAUGUAUUACAAGUCAAUAAAGAGUACAGAAGAUGAUAUCCAAGGGAUUUUAAAAAGAGUUAAUGAAUUGACAGGAAUCAAAGAGUCAGACACUGGAUUAGCUCCCCCUGCACACUGGGACCUUGCAGCUGACAAACAAACUUUACAAAGUGAACAGCCGUUGCAAGUGGCACGUUGCACAAAAAUUAUAAAUGCAGAUUCAGAUGAUCCAAAAUAUAUAAUAAAUGUUAAACAGUUUGCAAAGUUUGUUGUUGACUUAAGUGAUCAUGUUGCCCCCACUGACAUCGAGGAAGGCAUGAGAGUUGGUGUCGAUCGCAACAAAUACCAGAUUCAUAUUCCAUUGCCACCAAAGAUUGAUCCAACAGUGACCAUGAUGCAGGCUUACGUAGAAGAAAAGCCUGACGUUACAUACAGCGAUGUUGGUGGAUGUAAAGAACAAAUUGAAAAAUUAAGAGAAGUUGUUGAAGUACCUCUCUUGCAUCCUGAAAGAUUCGUAAACCUCGGCAUAGAACCUCCGAAAGGCGUCCUCCUUUUCGGUCCACCUGGAACUGGUAAAACAUUGUGUGCACGUGCUGUUGCCAAUCGAACAGAUGCUUGUUUUAUUCGUGUCAUAGGUUCAGAAUUAGUUCAAAAAUAUGUCGGAGAGGGUGCAAGAAUGGUAAGAGAGUUGUUCGAAAUGGCUCGUACCAAAAAGGCUUGCAUCGUUUUUUUUGAUGAGAUAGAUGCUAUAGGUGGCGCUAGAUUUGAUGAUGGUGCUGGAGGUGAUAAUGAAGUGCAAAGAACGAUGUUGGAACUUAUAAAUCAACUUGAUGGAUUUGAUCCUCGUGGAAACAUUAAAGUUUUGAUGGCCACUAAUAGGCCAGACACAUUAGAUCCUGCCCUAACAAGACCAGGCAGAUUGGACAGAAAGGUUGAAUUUGGCCUGCCUGAUCUUGAAGGCAGAACUAAUAUAUUCAAAAUACACGCACGAUCAAUGAGCGUGGAGAAAGAUAUUAGAUACGAAUUACUAGCCAGACUGUGUCCUAAUAGCACUGGUGCAGAAAUAAGAAGUGUUUGUACUGAAGCCGGUAUGUUUGCAAUCAGAGCUCGACGUAAAAUGGCUACAGAAAAAGACUUUUUAGAAGCCGUCAACAAAGUUAUUAAAGCUUAUGCAAAGUUUAGCGCUACUCCUAGAUACAUGACGUACAACUAG